AUGUCAUUUCUUGGUUCAUUUCAGUGUAAUCUCUUAUAUUAUUGUAAUUAUCCGGAAGGUUCAAAGGAUUAUGUUCCUAAACCAACAGAAUAUGGCAUUCCAUAUAAAGAUGUGACAUUGACAACUUCUGAUAAUGUUAAAAUUCAUGUUUAUGAUCUACAACAUGGUUCUCCAACUGAAAAAGGACUCAAAAUCGACGCACAAACAGUUUUGGACUAUAUUAAAAAUCACGAAAUUUAUAAAAAUUCCAAGGUCAUAGUGUUUGGUCAAUCAUUAGGAGGUGCUGUAUCAAUCGAUUUGGUUGAUGGUUUAAUAGUUGAAAAUACUUUUCUCAGUAUCCCAAAGUUAUUACCGCACGUAAUGCCACCAUUAAGGCAUUUUUCAAUAUUUUGUACUCAAAAAUGGGAAUCUGAAAAAUCUAUAUUAAAUAUAAAACGCAUUCCAAUACUGUUCUUGUCCGGUGAAUUGGAUGAAUUAAUCCCAAAGGAUCAUGUUCUAAUUGUUCAAGGCAAAAUGGUUGAUUAUGUGGAACCUGGUAAUAGAUGUGUCUUGGAACUUUAUUGGCAAUCCCAUUCUGAGACAGAAAUUGAAUGUAACGAUCAUAAUAUUCAUUCAAAAAUGUUUGAUGGUAUUACUAGAGAAGGUGUUACUGGUAUAAAGGUGCUUGGUUCUGGGGAUUUAUCUUAUAAAAUAUUAUUUUUAGCUCGUAUAUUUAUUUGA
Messenger RNA from Entrophospora candida, 720 nucleotides. The record is from the annotation of a GenBank genome assembly. NCBI's taxonomy places the organism in Eukaryota, Fungi, Glomeromycota, Glomeromycetes, Entrophosporales, Entrophosporaceae.